AUGGGCAAGAAGACAUCUCGCCCGUCGGCCAAGGUCGGCACAUCCGCUUCGUCAGCUGCGGAUCUCGCUGGUGCAAGCAGCAAAUCGUCCAUUCUUCGAGCUGUGUUUUCCCCCUCAGAGUAUCAAUUGGCGCUCUUUGCCUCUGUCAUCCAAGGUCUGGAUGCGCAGCACCUCCGAAUUCACGACGUGAACACUGGCCGCCUACAAUGCGAACAUGCCCUGGGACCGAAGGAGACAGUCACCUCUUUGGACUGGGGGUAUUAUGGCGGCAAGAAUAAGGACCAGUCGAAGAAGAAGCGCAAGCGCGGAUCUGAUGUCAAUGGUGACAUCGAUGGAUUGGAUCAGGGCGACGUCGUGGUUGCGUUUGGAACCAGCACUUCGGAUAUUCGAAUGUUCUCACCUUCCGAGGACAAAGUUGUCGGUACACUCACCGGCGCCCAUGACAAGGGUAUCAAGGAUUUCAAGUUCAGCGCGGAGAAGCCCGGUCAAGAGGCUUGGAGUAUUGGUGGAGAUAACAAGCUUGUCCAGUGGGAUCUCCGCACUGGGCAGAGUGUAAGGACAAUUCACUUGCCCGCCUCAUCCACUUUCACUGCUCUCUCCCGACCCGUCUCCUCCAACACACCCAUCGUGUGCGCUUCGCAAACCCCCUACCUUGUCAAUGUCGAAAACUCCGAGGAGCAACCAGUCAAGUUUCCGGCGAUGCGCAACCAGAUUCACACCGUCAUCGCAUCAUCCGACUCAUUCCUUGCUGCCGAUGGCGAGCGAUUCGUGAACGUCUUCCAAGCUUCUACCCAGAAGCUGGUUCGCAACCUUGUUGCUGAUCAGGACGUCACCUCCGUCUCGCUUCUCGACAAUGCCAUUCCCGAGAAGCAGAUUCUUGCCGCUGUCACCGAGAAUGGAACGAUCGAAUUCUUCACGAAACCGUUUGCCCCGGCUGCCCCGGCUGCUGCGAGCGCCAAAGCCAGUCGCAAGCAAAUGACUCAAAAGGCAAACGCUUCUUUGAAGGUUUUGCGCACCGGUGAAUCAGACUCUUGUGUACCGGUAGUGUCAACCGCGUUUGUUGGUUCUGACAUCGUAGUUGCAUAUGCCGAGGGUGGCGUGGUUCCCGUUUUCCAGCGGGUGAAGUUGCUCGACGACUCGAGCGAGGAGUUGUCUUUCACAGGGGUCAAGGCAGUUGUGAAGACCAAGUCUAGCUCUGCUAUCGCAUCAGCGGCUGUCAACGGCGCGAAGAACGCCACAGAGGGUCGUGUGGAUGAGACACAUGUCGUUGUUGCCGCCGGUAACAUUAUGGAUAAUGAUGUUGAGAUGAACGAUGGCGACAAUGGCGCCGACUCUGAAUAUGGUAGCGAUGUUGACUCCGACGUUGAGAACUCAGCCAAGCCCACCAAUGAAAAGAAGACCAAGUCCGCCAAGCAAGCUGCUCCCGCCGACGCAGAUGUUGAAAUGAACAAUGUCGCAUCAGAGGAUGAAGACGAAGAGGAGGAGGAUGGUGUUGAGCCCUCGUUCGGCGAGAUCAUGCGCGCCAACGCUGGUCAAGAAGUCGAUGUCGAAGCGGAGCUGGACGAGGAUAACUUGAUGGGUGCUCUUGUGCCCGGCAAGCCGACGACCGCUGUUCAGCAAAUCCCUACUGGCGUUUCACUCGCCACCGUUCUCACUCAGUCCCUCAAGACCAACGAUAAGGACAUGCUUGAGUCCUGCUUCCACACCGCCGACACCUCCAUUAUCCGCACUACCAUUCAACGUCUCGAGUCUCCCUUGGCCGCGACUCUUCUUCAAAAGCUCGCCGAGCGUCUUUCCUCUCGCCCGGGUCGCUAUGGUCACCUUCUCGUCUGGGUGCAGUGGACCUGUGUCGCGCACGGAGGUGCGUUGGCCGGUCAUCCCGAGCUCUUGAAUCGCAUGGCGACUCUUUAUAAGGUCAUGGACCAACGUUCAUCAAGCCUGCCAUCUCUGCUCUUGUUGAAGGGCAAGCUGGAUAUGCUAGAUGCACAGCUCGGUCUCCGACAGUCAAUUCGCGGCGGCGACGAGAUGGACAGCGAGGACGAGGACAAUGUCAUUUAUGUUGAGGGCCAAGACGACGAGGAAGACGACGAGGGUAAGCCUCGAACCAAGUCCAUCCGCGAUUCCGCCUUUGAGCAAGACGAAGACGAGUCAAUGAUGAACGGCGUGGAUGACGAGUCCGACGACGAUGAGGAUGAGGAUGAGGAGGACGAGGACGGCUAUGAGGGUAUUUUGGAUAUUGAGGCUGAGGAAUCAGCUGAUUCAUCCGAUGCCGAGGAGUCUCUCGAGGAGAAUGAGGACGACGAAGACGAGGAUAGUGAAGGUUCUUUGGCUGACUUUGUCGCCGAUACCGAGGACGAGGACUCCGACGACGAGAUGAUCGAGGCGCCCCCUCCUUCAAAGAAGACCAAAACCACCGCGAGCAAGAAGAAGACUGGGAAGAAAUAA
This is a messenger RNA of Penicillium diatomitis, 2445 nucleotides long. RefSeq names its product WD40 repeat and Utp12 domain-containing protein. The transcript has 2 exons. Bases 1 to 2445 code for a protein of 814 amino acids. The record is from RefSeq and is a predicted model, not a curated record. Gene Ontology annotation, molecular function: protein binding. Lineage: Eukaryota; Fungi; Ascomycota; Eurotiomycetes; Eurotiales; Aspergillaceae. Gene Ontology annotation, biological process: maturation of SSU-rRNA from tricistronic rRNA transcript (SSU-rRNA, 5.8S rRNA, LSU-rRNA). Gene Ontology annotation, cellular component: nucleolus.